This is a messenger RNA of Trichoderma aggressivum f. europaeum, 603 nucleotides long. RefSeq lists its product as uncharacterized. Lineage: Eukaryota; Fungi; Ascomycota; Sordariomycetes; Hypocreales; Hypocreaceae. The transcript has a single exon. The coding region runs from base 1 to 603 and encodes 200 amino acids. The record is from RefSeq and is a predicted model, not a curated record.
AUGUCCGUCGUCAACACCGCAGUCGACACAAACUCCAAGGGCGGCCCCAUCGCCGACUUUGCCUUUGACGAGUCCCUCGUCGAAUGGACCGUGCCCAAAUCCGACUGGCUCGCGAUCCACGACAAGGACUUUGACGGCGUGGCCACGUCGGCGUACAUUUUCGACGCGCAAGGCCGCGUGCUGCUCGUGCAGAGGGCGGCGCACGAUAGCAUGCCGAAUCUAUGGGAGACGCCGGGCGGCGCGGUGGACGCGGGCGACGAGUCGAUACUUGCGGGGUGUGCGCGGGAGGUGAGGGAGGAGGUUGGGCUUGUUGCGAAGAGGAUGAGGAGGUUGGUCACGGAGGGGGAGGGGAGGGAGAAGUGGAGCGUGUUUACGAACCGGAGCGGGACGAGGGUGUUUUGCGGGUUUGCGUUUGAGGUUGAGGUUGAAGGGGGGGAGGUGGUGCUUGAUCCGGAGGAGCAUCAGGCGUGGGCUUGGGCGGGGGAGGAGGAUGUGAGGAGGGGGGUUGUGGGGGGGAGGAGGAUUGCGUUGAGUUGUUUGAUGGUGAGGAAUAGGUUGAUGGAGGCGUUUCGGUUAAGGAGGGAGGAUGGUGAUGGGGUUUGA